Messenger RNA from Cuscuta epithymum, 800 nucleotides. The record is from the annotation of a GenBank genome assembly. NCBI's taxonomy places the organism in Eukaryota, Viridiplantae, Streptophyta, Magnoliopsida, Solanales, Convolvulaceae.
UCGAAAAUUCUGAUUUGAUCUUUUCAUCAUCAUCAUUACCCCAGUGCCGCAAAGGCUCCCAUCAUUCCAGGCACUUUCAGUUAUAAAAGACGAAAAUCUAUAUAGAGAUCGCAUUCCUCUGAACUACCCAAAUAUUCUGGAUUGAAUAAACAAAUUAUGUGUUUGUUAGAUCAACUUUUACAUAAGGAGCAGCAUCAGCAUAUUGUCAUGAGAAGGAAUGACAAAUGGGUGUGCAGAGAUCACAGUAUUUGAGCAUUUGGCGCCAAUUUAUCCAAUUGAACUAUUUGAUAGAAGAAAAAAUUGAAAGUUGUAGAGCGACUAGAGAUCUGAGAAGUUGUGAGCGUAAUGGAGGUGUUCUAAGAUCGUGUACGCAUGCACCGUUAUGCGAUAUUUCAAUCGAAAUAGGGGGAAUGGCUAGCAGUUGCCCAUUUCAAAUGGACUGUUUUGACGAGAGAUGGAGGGACAUUAUUGACGAUUUUGCUGCCACAUUUUGUGUUUUAUGGUACUCCGUAUUGGAAUCCUAUGUAUAUUUCCUGUUGGAUGAUCACACUGAUGAAGGUUUGCAAGAAGCUUCUCAUCUUCUCCCUGAAAUCUCGAGUGUCAGUGUUCAUCCUAAAGUGGCAUUGGUUCUUUUAUAGAGGAAAAAUCCUGAUGCGGCUCUUGUAGUGACGGGCACUUUGUCACGGUGCGUCAAAAUAAAUUCAAUACUAGCACUAAUACGUAGUAUAGUGAAGUAGAGUUCGUAUCCACAGGGAAAGGAAUAAUUCUCUUUUUAUGUAACUAAUAAAUAAGUAGGGGGG